AUGACCGUCCCGAUGGAGGGUAUCGAAUCCACACCGGCAUCGGAUCCGGCACCGGCACCGGCACCAGCGGCGGCACAGCAGUCGGACCACUCGGGGGGUCCAUUGCCGCCAAUCCACACCCUGCCAAUGCCGCCAGCUCCGGCAACCAACAACUCCAACAACAACAACAACAACAGCUCCAACCGUCCGUUAACGCCGCCCGUCCAAGCCGUUGCAGCAGCAGCAGCACCACCACCGCCGCCACCUCAACUUCCACCUAUUACGGCUUUCCCACCCUACCAAGACCAAUAUCAACAAUCGCCACAUCAACACUCAUCACCAUGGCAACCCAUCCACGUCCCCGGACUAACCCCUCCAAGUCAAACCUCGUACCAGCCGUCGCCGUCAUCCGCACUCACGCCGUCGCCCACUGCUGUCAAUCCCACCCCGCAACAACAACAUCAACAACAGCAAAUCACCCUGCCCGGUCCGGCGUCGUUAUUAAACACCCACCACACCAACGCGUACCUUUCCGUUGUUGCCGCAUCUACGCAGCCGCCCAGCAUCGCAAUCCCGUCAAUCACCACUAUUCCAUCCCAUGCCGCCCGCCAGGAACGGGCCCGUCAGGACCAACCGAACCGACAGGGACAGGGCCAACCUAAGAGGCGUAACCGCCCCGCUGUCUCAUGCAUCCCAUGCAGAGGCCGCAAAAUCAAAUGCGACAAACAGAAGCCGUGCGAAAGCUGCGUCAAGUCCAAAUAUAUCAAGGGUCCCUGCAGGUACGAUAAGAGUCGGUUACCCAAGGAAAAGAGGUGGCCAGGCGAAGCAGAUUCGAGAAUUCCUUCGCCAGAACCGCAACAGCGACAACAACAACAACCGUCUAUCCAGCCUGUUGAUCCGAACAUUGGUGGUGCGCCAUAUGCCGUCGUGAAGGCGGAAGAGAGGACUUCCAUGCCUGGGCCGCCGCCUACUGUGGAUAUACCAUAUCGCGACUCCGAGUCUGUUUCUUCGGACGGGUAUGACGGCGGAUCAGCUAGUCCCCGGCUGCCGCCCGUAUCGUCGGCUUCCAGUCCGUUUCCUCGUCAUGCCCAUCCGGUGUCUGAUGCGGAGGGAACUGAGGCAUUGAGGAGGGAGGUGUGGAUGUUGCGACAGCAGGUCGAGGAGUUGACACAUCGACAGCAGAACCAGGAGCAGCAGCAACUGCCACCAGGACAAAGGCCGUUGCCGGAAUUUAGACCCAACUCUCAGGCUGGCGAUAAUCGCUGGCCCAUCAACCAACUCUUCCCACUAGUCACUAGCGCCAGCUACAAAGUCUUCAAGGAACCUAACGAUAACGGCAAGGCCUUGACCAACCUCCGAACAUGUACCCUUCUCUCGCAGAAAAUCGAGGAAGCACAAUCCGGAAGCAUCCAUCCCCUCGGCUUCAGCGACAUCGGCGGCAUUCUCCCCCUGUCGUACCGCCAAGACGCCCAACGUCUAGCCGAAGCCUACUUCCGCACUUUCGAGAGCGUCUACCGCAUUUUGCACGUGCCUACCUUCUGGACGCGGUUUGGAGAGUAUUUUGGUGGUCAGCUUGACGGCCAGCUCGCCAAGGCCUUCCUUGUCCAGCUUCAGCUUUGCAUGGCUAUCGGGUCGGUCUUUGAGGAUGCCGGCGGUUCACUGCGGAAGUAUCAGGAGAGAUGGAUUCAGGAAGGCCAGUCGUGGCUUCUCCUUUGUCCGCCGACGAACCUUGCCGGGUUGCAGACUAUGUGUCUUUUGCAUCUCGCCAAAGAGGUCUGCGGAUUUGGCGGAAGUGGGGGUGAAGGAAUCUACAACUCGGCCGGUUCUCUGCUGCGAAAAGCCAUGUGUCUAGGCCUAAACCGGGAUCCUGACGCGUCCAUGCCCAUUUACCAAGCCGAACUGUGUCGACGAUUAUGGGCCACCAUUUUGGAAAUGCUUGUCCAAUCGAGCUUGGACACCGGCCUUCCACCGGGUAUCUCGCUCACCGAAUUCGAUACUAGCCCGCCGGCAAAUUACGACGACGAGCAGCUUGCCCCCUCGAGCUCGGGUCCCCGUCCCUCCGGGACAUUCACGCAAACGACCAUCCUUGUCGAAUUGCACCGUUCGUUUCCUGUGCGGUUAGCUAUCGCUCAACAUCUCGCCACGCUUCUCAACUCCCCCAACACAAAGCCCCCGGCAGUCGAAUCCGGACCGACGACGAAGUCUCUCAGCACCGAACUGAUAAGUGCAUCGCGUGCACUAGCGGGCACGCUUCAACCGGGCUACGACCCUGCCGGCAUCCUGCCGAAUAGGAUCUCUGCGUUCCAGCUUCGGAUGGCGGAGAUGUUAGUGGACCGGUUUUUUCUGGGGUUAAACUUGGCCUUGGUAAAACGCUUGGAGGUGGAAAUGCCAGAAAUUCGGACAUAUUGCGGCGCAGCAGCCGGCACAAUCUGGAGGGGUGUUGUUUCGGGUCUAGGCAACCAAAGAGAAACAGGAGGAAGCUGUGGGAAAGGAGCGGCGCAACGUCAUCAAAUGGACGACUUCACGACCCUGGUAAGCCGCGGAAGCGGAACCUCGUAUCAUGCAACCGCCACGGUGGCCGUUUUGACUCUGCUGGUGGAAUUGAGGCGGCAGAUGGAGGAGGAGUGGGAACAACGAGGACUCCGACAUGACUCAACCUCAACAGCCUCACCAAGCAACAAGAACAACAACUGGGAAGAACAAAGCACAUCAGCAGAAGCAACAAGACAAGAAUUCCUAGACCUGGCUUGUUCAGCUGUCGGCUGGAUUUUUGGCAGAAUCCAGCUUGCGAGCGUGGAUACAGGGGCGUAUGUUUGGAUGUACCUGCUUUACUCGGCGGCUUUGGAAGAGGUGAAGGCUUUGCAGAGGAGGUGGGUGGCACAUUUGCGGCAGCAGGAUUUGUCCUCGACUUCUCUGACAGACGCCAAUGUGGAAAGACAAAGGGAAGAACAACUGAAAGAGCUGGUGAAGGAGCGAAUUGCGAGUGAUUUGAACAGGGUUGCUGAGCUUUUGAAGGAGGUUUGGCAAUUCUCGAAGGAGGUGAAUGGGACUGGCAAUGACAAUGGAAGUGAAAGCAAUGGUGGAUUGGCCGGGCGGCAAAGCAAUGGCGAUACUGCUGCAUUGGCGGGCAGGGCCGCUGGCGAAACAAGCUUGGAGCUGGAGAAGAUGGCAGAGAGGGGAGAGCGUCCAGUCAUCCGCUUUAACUCGGUCUUUGAUCUGAGAAAUUACAAACUUGUUUAUAUGCAGGAGUUGAUGGACUAA
Molecule: messenger RNA, 3240 nt
Organism: Neurospora hispaniola
Lineage: Eukaryota; Fungi; Ascomycota; Sordariomycetes; Sordariales; Sordariaceae
Exons: 3
Coding region: 1-3240 (1079 amino acids)
Biological process (GO): DNA-templated transcription; regulation of transcription by RNA polymerase II
Cellular component (GO): nucleus
Molecular function (GO): zinc ion binding; RNA polymerase II cis-regulatory region sequence-specific DNA binding; DNA-binding transcription activator activity, RNA polymerase II-specific
Source: RefSeq, a predicted model, not a curated record